AUGUCUAAUCCAACUUUGCAACCACCAUCAACAACAACCGAUCCCUACCAAUGGAUCAAAAUCCAACAUAAUCCCAACGAUACACUCACUCGAAAUCUUGAAGAUCCACACACUUCACCUUCAUCAGAUCCCACUCUCCCAAUCUCUGUUCUAACCAAAGAUAUCACCAUCAAUAAUUCAAAGAAAACGUGGCUACGAUUAUUCCUACCUAAAAAAGCAACUGUUUCAAACCAAAACAACAAACUUCUACCACUCAUUGUUUUCUUUCAUGGAAGUGGCUUCAUCGUAACAAGUGCAGCCUCCACUCGAUUCCAUGAUUUUUGUGUCGAAAUGGCUGAAACUGUGGAGGCUGUGGUCGCAUCGGUAGAUUAUCGUCUUGCGCCGGAGCACCGGUUGCCAGCGGCAUACGAUGAUGCUAUGGAGGGACUGAGUUUGAUAAGAUCUAGUGAAGAUGAAUGGUUGACUAAACAUGUUGACUAUUCUAAGUGCUUUAUAAUGGGGAAUAGUGCUGGAGCUACAAUUGCAUACCAUGCAGGACUACGUGUGGUUGAAAAUGUGAAAGAUCUUGAACCGUUGAAAAUUCAAGGGUUGAUAUUGCGUCAACCAUUUUUUGGCGGGACCCAGAGGACUGAGUCUGAGGUGAGAUUAGAGAAUAAUCCUCACUUUCCAUUGUGUGUUAGUGAUUUGUUAUGGAAAUUAGCAUUACCAAUUGGAGUUAACCGUGAUCAUGAGUAUUCCAAUAUAACGGUUGGGAAUGAUGUUGGUGAAAAAUUUGAGAAGAUUAAGGAUCAAGGGUGGAAGGUGCUGGUGAGUAUGAACGGUGGGGAUCCACUGGUGGAUCGCAGUAAAGAAUUGGUGAAAUUGAUGGAGGAAAAAGGUGUGGAAGUGGUGAUGGAUUUUCAAGAAGAUGGUUUUCAUGGUGUUGAGUUUUCUGAGGCAUCGAAGGCAAAGAAUUUCAUCGAAUUGGUGAAUGGUUUCGUUUCCUCUUUCUCUUCUUAG
This is a messenger RNA of Vicia faba (fava bean), 999 nucleotides long. The record is from the annotation of a GenBank genome assembly. Lineage: Eukaryota; Viridiplantae; Streptophyta; Magnoliopsida; Fabales; Fabaceae.